Molecule: messenger RNA, 3868 nt
Organism: Paramacrobiotus metropolitanus
Lineage: Eukaryota; Metazoa; Tardigrada; Eutardigrada; Parachela; Macrobiotidae
Product: atrial natriuretic peptide receptor 2-like
Exons: 14
Coding region: 421-3633 (1070 amino acids)
Biological process (GO): protein phosphorylation; receptor guanylyl cyclase signaling pathway; intracellular signal transduction
Cellular component (GO): membrane
Molecular function (GO): peptide hormone binding; ATP binding; guanylate cyclase activity
Source: RefSeq, a predicted model, not a curated record
UCUAUGCAUAUAGUCUAUAUACGACUCUUUGAAACGAACGUCUUGGGUGUGCGAAGGAUUUCAAAUGUACAUAAUCUGUAUAGGAGAAAAUCCGCGCCGCGAUGUGUUAAUUUAAUUUGCUUAUCCAUUUCCGUUAUACUAAAAGGCCAUCGUGUGCGCAUUAUUGUAAUCAGCGCGAAAUGUUUGAAAGAAAAGUGCUUUAAUGCCAAAUGGGUAUCUUAUGUAUUAUUAAGGAAAAUGUGCUUACUGUGCUUGCCCCGCAGCUUGCAACAUCCGAACGAGUAUAUGUAUGAAGUAUGCGUUUUUCCAUCUGUAUCCUCUCCGUGCUAUUAUGGGCAUCACGCAAGCGCGGUAUACUUACAGAAAAUCUUACAAUUUAAUUUUUAAGCUCGCAUUAAAUUUAAAUAAAAAACUGGUAUAAUGGCAUUUCUGUGGAUUAUUAUUUUCUGUACUUUGCCCAGUUUCGCCGCAUUGCAAAGUCCCAACGUGACUGUAAUCAAUGCCGCCAUUAUCCUGCCGCAGACCAACUCCAGUUUUUUACCCUUUGAUUACGACAAACUAACGCCGGCGUUCAAUCUAGCCUUUGCCAAAGCGGAGCAGAUGUACAAUGUGCGCUUUAAGCGGUAUUUAGGAUUGUAUCCGUAUUCCUGUCAGGAUAGUCAGGCGCUGGGUCAAGCGGUCACGGCACUGCAGCAAAAUCCCAUUCAGGUGUUUUUCGGACCGGCAUGUUACGAUGAUCUAGCGGCUGUUAGUAAGCUGGGAUCGUUCUAUAAUAUUACCGUGGUGUCAGGCGGCGGCAGCUAUGCGGAAUCCUUAUCGACGUAUCCGUAUACGACGCGUAUAGCGUAUAAUAUGAUUGACCAGUGGUCACUGUUUCUUAUGAUGUGCGCGCAGUACAACUGGCAAAAUAUUGCGGUAGUAUACGAUGCUGAUCGGGAUAGUAGUACAAGUGGAGGAAUCUACCAGAAAAAUGGAGACGGGCUGAUGCGUUUGCUCAAGAGCAAAAAUCUCAAGCCUACGGAAAUUGUUAACUCAUUCCAGAGAAGUGCAAAUGCUCCUGUCGAUCCGUCUAAAUUAGAUAAAAUGCUGAGUGAAGGCAGUAAAAGUGCCAGAGUCAUGGUUUUCCUGACCGACUACCUCAAGCUCCGCUCCUACAUGAUUCAAGCCAAACGACGGGGGAUGUGCAAUGGGGAUUAUGCUUUCUUUGCCGCCGAUGUUCUGAGGAACAGCAUCCUAAAUACCAACAGAUCGUGGAUUAUGAAUGAUACCUAUGAUACUGAAGCCGAAGCGGCGUUUCAGUGUCUGUUUGUCGUCGCUCUACGGGAUACGAGAAAGGAUGUCUCGUAUCAGAUAUUCCGCCAAGAGUUAUCCAAAUACAACAACGCGAAACAAUACGGAUCCACCGAUAUCAGCGUGGAUUAUUAUCAAGGAACGUUCUAUGAUUCUGUAAUGAUGUAUGCAGUGGCUGCCAACGAGACGUUAGAGGAUGGAAAUGACAUCACUGCCGCCAACAUCAAACUCAAACUGAUCAACAAAACAUUUAGCGGAUCACACGGAGUUGUGCGCCUAGGUCCUUCGACCGAUCGAGUAGCAGAUUACCAAAUCUUGCAACUUCGCAGCAACGAAACCGAAUUCAAGCCAUUUGCGGAAGUGCGAGCCGAAUACGGGCAAUAUACGGAAAUACGGCCAGUACUAUGGUUAAAUCGUGCUAAUCAACCUCCACAAAAUAAGCCUCCUUGUGGCUUUGAUGGAUAUGAUCCCGAAUGCGUGGCAGCCGCCCGAACAACAUUGGCGGCUGGCCUGGGUGGAGCCCUGGGGUUUCUCCUGGUAUUCGGUGUAAUUUCCGCUUUGGUCUACCGGAAAAUCAAACUCAAGAUGGAGCUAAAUGAUAUGAACUGGGUGGUACUGCAUAGCGAAAUAACCUUGCAGAAGACAAGAAAGACCAAGAGUAUCAUGUCGACCGCUACGGAAAGCGUUGUGUCGCUAACGACCAGCGGAAAAUCAGCGAAAUCCAUUUUCCAUCCCAUGCUGAAUUUUGCUAAGUCCACGCCGACGGGACUGAACAACGGCGCUAACACGAUGAUUACCGAAUCUAUUAUGCAGACCAGCGUGGCAAUGGUGACCUUUCGCAAUACACCGGCUAUACUGCGACCGUGUGAACAUGCCAGAAUCGAAUUAACCGAGAGGAUCCGUAGUGAAGUGCGCAUUGUCAAAUCCAUGAGCAAUGAAAACGUGGCGAAAUUCUUAGGAGCGUGUAUUGAACCGACACAUACGGCGGUAUUAAUGGAAUACUGCUCCCGUGGUAAUUUGCAUGAUGUUCUUCAUAAUGAUACACUUAAUCUGGAAUGGAUAUUCCGAAUCUCCUUCCUAACUGACAUCGUCCAAGGUCUAACAUACAUCCACAAUACCGUAUUAGAACAUCAUGGACGUUUAACUUCUCGGUGCUGUUUCAUUGAUAAACGAUUCCUCCUGAAGAUCUCCGAUUACGGUUUGCCGUCAUUCUACAAUGCCGGUCGCCAGUUGGGGUCCGCUGACCUUUUAUGGACAGCUCCGGAACUGCUGCGAGCCAAGGACCACGUGACACCGACCCAAGAAGCCGACAUUUUCAGUAUCGGUAUAAUACUGCAGGAGAUCAUUCUGCGAGAAAGUCCGUACUUCCAGACCAACAUGAUUCCCGACGACAUUGUCUGGCAUUUAAUUGCCCGUGAAAAUCCCCCGUUUCGCCCGCUUGUUGACGAUCCGUUUUGUAAUCCGGAACUGAUUACCAUCAUGCAGACAUGCUGGGCGGAAAAUCCGCUGGAUCGACCACGACUCGGUCAAUUACGGGCAUCCAUAAAAACGUUGGCCAGGCUGUUUGGUAUUGAGCGGAAUAGCAUAAUCGAUACACUACUGGAAAGAAUGGAGCAACACACGCAAAAUUUGGAGAAUUUAGUUGCGGAAAAGACCACAGAGCUCUUGGACGAAAAAAAGAAAACCGAUCAUCUGUUGUACUCGAUUCUUCCAAAAGCUGUCGCCGAGCAAUUAAAACGCGGACAACAUGUUCUGCCGGAAAGCUUCGAGAGUGUUACUCUUUAUUUCGGAGAUAUUGUCGAAUUCACCACAAUUGCCAGCUGCAGCGGCCCCCUGGAUAUGGUCAACUUCAUGAAUGACCUUUACAGUCAGUUUGACGAAAUUAUCGCGGCGUACGAUGCCUAUAAAGUGGAAACUAUCGGCGAUUGUUAUCUGAUUGCCUCUGGAUUGCCGAACCGCAACGGUCUCAACCAUGCAGUGGAAGUUGCACGAAUUGCUUUUCAGUUACGAGAAGCCAUUACGACCUUUACCAUACGGCAUUUACCGGAAAGACGAGUACAACUACGAAUAGGGCUAAAUUCCGGACCAUGUGUUGCCGGUGUCGUGGGGUUUGCCACGCCUCGAUACUGUCUGUUCGGUGAUACGGUUAAUGUUGCUUCGAGGAUGGAAUCGACAGGAGAGCCAAUGAAGAUUCAAAUAACUCAAGCAACAGAAGGAAUUUUAAAGAAGUUUCAGUCCUUUAUUGUGGAAUGUCGGGGAGAUAUUUCCGUAAAAGGAAAGGGAGUUAUGCGCACUUUCUGGUUAAUUGGUGAGAAUAAGGCACUAUUCCAUGCAGUAAUGUGACGUUUGAGUAAUGCAGAAUUUAUUAAGACACCUAACGGGCGGCCACCUCGCGGGAGGCGGCCAACUGGCAGGCGGGAUCUCUGCAAAUAUUCAAUUCUAAAUACUACCGCCUACGAGCAAGCUGUAAAUGUCGGUUGGGCGCAGUUGGGCGCAUAUUUAUAACAUACACCUGACUCUAAAUCCCACCUCCUACGAGCUGGCAGUAAGUGUUAGUUGGGCGCAGUUGGGCGCAUAC